Messenger RNA from Dreissena polymorpha, 801 nucleotides. RefSeq lists its product as uncharacterized. Lineage: Eukaryota; Metazoa; Mollusca; Bivalvia; Myida; Dreissenidae. The transcript has a single exon. The coding region runs from base 1 to 801 and encodes 266 amino acids. The record is from RefSeq and is a predicted model, not a curated record.
AUGAAUCAGUCAGAUUUUCAGCGAUUAGCCACAACCCUUGUCUCGGAACAGCAGAAAGUGGGUACACAAAUCGACAUGGCUAACGAAUGCAUGCAGAAACUGCAAGAGGCACGUGGCAGAGCGCAUACAGAAAUUCAACUAUUCCGCAUGAAAAUGAACGACUUGUUGGACCACCUGGAGGGAAAUACUAUACAGUCUCUGGACACGCUGCUUAUUACAUUAAGAAACCCUUUGAAAUCCGGCAUAUGGAAAUGCUCAAAGCUUAAGGAAGACUUCAAAAGUAUGCAGGAAGCAAUUAAAGAUUUCGACUGUGGCAGGCCCAACGUAAAUAUAUUUAUUGCACAUUCUAAACUCACCGAAAUGAUUUCAAACAAGCACACAAUAUUAAAGGAAUUAUCUGCCAACCGAAAUGUUGAUAUGACUUUUGAAGGUAAUCCCGAUGUUGAGAAACUUUUAUCAGGCCUCAGUGUCCUGGGUAAUGUAGAAGAUUUAAAUCGAAAUUUAGAAAUAUGUUUGUCGGGCGAGAUAUUUCAUUGUAAAGAUAAAAUGCUUCUCAGUGUCAAACUGCCAUCAGAUAGAGGAACCUGUGAUAUAAGUGGCAUAAUUGAACUUUCUAGUGGAGAGCUCCUUUUGGCGCAUUAUGAAAACAUCAAAAUGAAGCUGAUUGAUAUGCAAUACAAAGUUGUCGCUCACACAGACCUACCAAGCCAGCCAAAAGACAUGUGCAGUUUCAGUCCUACUGAGUUCGCUGUUACAUAUCGUGAAGCAAGCAUGAUCCAGUUCCUCACUGUCAACAAGUAG